This is a messenger RNA of Lodderomyces orthopsilosis Co 90-125, 1344 nucleotides long. RefSeq lists its product as uncharacterized. NCBI's taxonomy places the organism in Eukaryota, Fungi, Ascomycota, Pichiomycetes, Serinales, Debaryomycetaceae. The record is from RefSeq and is a predicted model, not a curated record. Bases 1 to 1344 code for a protein of 447 amino acids. The transcript has a single exon.
AUGUUUGUAUCAUUCAAGUAUAGCAAAGAUAAACUGGAACCUGCAAAGAGGGACAAACCACCACUGAGUGACAACACACAAUUGUCGGAUGGGAGCCGAGGGAGCUCGUCAAGCUCCAGUAGUACACCAGACCAAACUAAACUGUAUACAACCACAUUGAAGGUAAAGAAUACUGAUAUCUUGAAAAAGAGUAGCGUAGAUGACACGGAGCCAGUGGAACCCCAACCUUAUGUGGUAAAGACAGAUUUUAAGGCAAUUGCAGAUAAGAUAUUCAACCGCGGGACUCCUUCGAGAAGUCUAAUAGUCUCGUUCACUUACAAUAGAAAGAUACACCAAGAGGCACUUGAAGCCAAGACAUCGCAACACCAGGUUGAAGAGCAGUCAGCAAUUAAACUGGAAUCUGAGUCUACUGGUUUAAAGGGUAAUUCGUCGGACCAUGCAUUGAUAAAAUCAAACUCCUCAUCUCCAAAGAAACGAACAAAACCCCAAUCCACCUCUGUAAAUUCGGCAUUAUCGAGGGACCCCAUAAAGCUUGAUGAAGUAUCUGAGUCAACUCUUAAUGACGAUGGGACCCCUAAUUCAGUAUCCGAGAUAGCCGAUUCGGUCUCUCCAUCGAAAAUUGUUAAAGUACGAUAUCUGCAUGGUAAGAAGAAGCAAGGUAGGCCGGCUAAGGAACCUCAUGAAGAUGUGAUUGGUUCGGACAAUGUUGGAUACUACCUUGAUCCAACAGUGCCGAAUACAAGGGUGCCAGAAGAAAUUCGUAAUUGGCUAGCUCUGAGAGAGACUUCAAUUAAAACCGCGAGUGACUACCCAGCGGCCUUAGUAAACAGCAAACCACGAGUAGAGAAUAAAAUGCAACAAGGGCACAAGGACAACUCGCAAGUUAGACCAAGCUCAACAUCAUCCAAAGUCUCCACCUCAGGUCUUUUACAUCCAUCAUCGUCUUCAAUUUCUAGAGCAUCUACCCCAGCCUCAUCUUCGUCCUUGUCUACGUCAUCAUCACCAUCACCGACACCCUUGCCAGAAUCUGAACCAAUUGCGCCAGAAACAUCCGGUGUACUAGUCAAUGAAUACAUCUCUGACACAUCUGAACGGCCUCCGAGACGCGAGCCAAAAAGGAGUACCAUACAUACCUGUGAAGAAGCACUAAAAGCCAUGUCACAAUAUUCUGAUCUACAAACUGAUAUAACUAACAGUAGCUCAGAAAGGGAUGAUUUAAAUAGUUAUCAACAAGUCGAAAUUGAUUGGUUUAAGAGUUUGAUUGUUGUUGCUGAAAAACUCAAUGAUUUGAAAGAUACCUAUAGGACAAUACAGUUGAUGAAACGGAAAAAGGCCUCCUCUUAA